This is a messenger RNA of Cladocopium goreaui, 423 nucleotides long. The record is from the annotation of a GenBank genome assembly. Lineage: Eukaryota; Dinophyceae; Suessiales; Symbiodiniaceae.
AUGGUGAACGUCAUCGACAUCGUGGCUGCCUCGGAACGCGAGGGCCUGGCAGUGUCCACGGUGGCGCUGAACCUGCGACAGGUCAUGAAGCGAAUGGGCAUCAGCACCGAAGGUCCCAUCUCCAAAGCGGCGAUCAACGAGUUGCUGCUUGAAGCGGAGGUGGUGAAUUUCCUGUACGGUGUGGACGUGGACGUUGUCUCCUUGGUUGAGAUGAUCGAUCAGGUUUACGAAGAUAUCUUGGAACGCGAGGGCCGGCCACUGGAGUUUGGAGACCUGGUUGAGACGAUCAUGAAUUUGCGCGGGAGCAACCCCGCAACCGUGCAGGAUUUGAAGGCCUCCAUUCGGGCGGUGAAAAUGGCCAUGAGCAUCGAGAUGUAUUUGACAUGGAAGCAGAAACCACGGUCCUUGUCCUUUGUCGUAUGA